AAACUGUCAGUUGUCGUCCGUCGAAAAACGUGUUUUUGUUGAUCUCGAGUUAUUCGCGGACAGGCGGUCGGCUUUUCGGUUCGUCCAGUAAAGAAAAUAGGUAGUGCGCGCACAUUUUUCUGUUGAGAUUUUCAGUGCUUCUUUAGUUAUCUCGAUACCUGUUAGCCAUGAUUGGCACCAAGAAACGAUCCGUUCAAAGUGACGGGGAAAAAGUGGCGAAAAAACCGAAAUUAGAAAAAUCUAAUGAAGCACCGAAGGAAGCGAAGAAGAAGUUCGCCACCAAAUCGAGCAGCUUCGGAGACGGCGAUGGCAAAAAGGGGAAGUUCCAGAAGAAGUUCACUCCCGGAGGAGGUGGCAAGAAGGAGGGCUUUCGGAAAGAUUUCAAAGGCAAACCUGGUAGUGUUGUGCCCGGCGAGAAAAAGCCCUUCGUUGAAAACACUCCGGAAUCGAAACGCGAAUACUGGAACAGCUUGAAGGCGAAGCAGAAGGAACUGCGGGAACAACGACGCAAGAGCAAGACCAAGGACCUGUACGAGCUGAGUGUGGGAGCCAAGAAGAUUUAUGAAACGCUCAAAAGGAAAUCGACGACGAACAAGGAAAAACUGGUCGCGGAUCUGCACGAAAAACUGAACAAGGACAACACGUACAGCAGAAUUGCCACCAGUCACGACACAGCCCGGGUCAUCCAGUGUAUGAUCAAAAAUGCUUCGGAGGAGCUUCGUAUGCAGAUUGCGGACAAAUUGCUUCCGGACGUAUACGAGAUAUCCACCUCCAAGUAUGGCCAUCACUGCAUUACCAGUCUGCUGAAGAACGGCACGAAGCCGCUGUGGGCAAAGGUCGUCGAUGGAAUCAUCAAACACGUAGUCAAAAUGGCCAACCAUUCGUUUUCCGGUGCCAUUGUCGAUUCGGUUUACAAUGAAUACGCCACGAAUGAACAGAAGGCCUUUAUGAAGCAAGCCUUCUACUCGGAAAUCUACCAGCAAACCAAGGACAAAAACGUCACCUGUAUGAAGGACACUUGGGAGACGAAUGCUUACAUGAAGAAGACGGUUCUGUCGACCGUGAAAGGCCAUCUGGUUCAAGCGGCCAACAAACAGCUCAUGGACAAUGCAUUGCUUCAUACGUUGUUGCUAGAUUUCCUGCAGGAAGCCGCUGAACUUGAACGCAACGAAGUCAUUGAACUGUACCUGCCGCAUCUGGCUGCCAUCUCCAGCACGAAGGAUGGCACUUCGGCAGCCAUAUUUUGCUUCCUGAAUUCCGUGGUCAAGGAUCGUCGUGCCGCGCUGAAGACUCUGAAACCGUUCGUCGAAAAGCUGAGCGUCCACGAGCAUGGCCACCGGUUGGUGCUGUGUAUUAUGAAUUGCUACGACGACACGGUCAUUCUGGGCAAGCAAAUCGUGGCCGUGAUCAUGGAGCACGUAGAACCGAUCGUGGGCAGCGGCGAGUGGGGCAGGAAAGUGGUCGGAUGGAUCUUCUCCCCCGCCGACAAGGAUUUGCUCCAUCCGACGCAGAUCGACAUUCUGGACGGGUAUCUGAAGUACAGCAAAAAAGACAAGGAAAUACGGCGAAGGGAGGUUUUUGCAUCGGCCGUGGAAGCGUUCUGCACGGCUGUGGAGAAAAAUGCCGCGUUUUGGCUGAGGGGUGGACACACGGCUCUCCUAACGGCAGCGAUCGUCAAAAAUCUCAAGGGAGAGCACCUCCAGAAGGUUCACCAAGCGCUGGCCAAAGUAGUAGCCGAUCCGGAAUGGCAGAUUCAGGAGAAUGAAGUGAAUCUGGAGGGAGCGGUUAUGCAGUCGAAGGAGAAGCCAAACAACGCUAGCGACGGCAAAAAGACGGGCCGCAUUCGGAAAAUCAAAAAGAGUCCAUUCGCGGAAGAUAAGGAUAAAGCCCGCGAAAAGCAACUUGCUGCCAAUCCACUAACGAAUGGUGUUGAACACGCCGGAGUGCACAUCGCCCUGAAAAAGCUGAUAAAACUGGACCAGGACAAACGUCAAGAAGACGCAAAUAGUUCGCAGUUUGGCAGCGCCGUGCUGGACAAUCUAUCCAGCGAAGCAAUCAAAUCCUGGAUCACCCAGAACCGGCCUUGCUUCCUGCUGUUGCUGAUAUUCGAAAACUCCUUGGAACCCAUUCAGAAGCAGCUCAAGCAGAAGCUGAAGUCAGUCAAGACUGAUCUGAAAAAGCAAAGUCACACAGGAGCAAAGCUUUUAGUUGAGAAACUAAAACUGUAACAUAUUAAGCUGAAAAAGCGUUAUUGCGUAAAGGUUUUCUCUAUGUUUAAGUUGGUACAAACAAAUAUAUAUUGAAUAUGAACUGUUCCAUUCAAAAAUUGAUAAA
Messenger RNA from Aedes aegypti (yellow fever mosquito), 2334 nucleotides. It is a transcript of the gene peng, whose product is annotated as protein penguin. The record is from RefSeq and is a predicted model, not a curated record. NCBI's taxonomy places the organism in Eukaryota, Metazoa, Arthropoda, Insecta, Diptera, Culicidae. The transcript is spliced from 5 exons. Gene Ontology annotation, cellular component: nucleolus. The coding region runs from base 168 to 2228 and encodes 686 amino acids. Gene Ontology annotation, molecular function: mRNA binding. Gene Ontology annotation, biological process: regulation of translation.